This is a messenger RNA of Periconia digitata, 489 nucleotides long. The record is from the annotation of a GenBank genome assembly. Lineage: Eukaryota; Fungi; Ascomycota; Dothideomycetes; Pleosporales; Periconiaceae.
AAUCAGACCGAUCAGAGUAUUAUCAUACUACCACACAUGGAACCUAAAAUGCUACCUCAUGCUUCCCCAGAACUGGGAGACCGCAAUGCUUCUACAAUAGCCUCUUUGCUUCCCGGUGGAAGCUCACCUGAAAAUUCAAAGAGACCACUUGGGAUGCCAAUUGGAUCUUCCAGGUCCGGAGCAUCGCGUUUCUUCACGUCAGUGAAGCAUUUCAUCACCAUGUUGAUUCCCCUUGACAAUAUGCCCGUUACUAUUUACAGUGGAACUGAUGUCAUUGAAUCAGAAGUGAGCGUUCCUGGUACUGGCUAUGGCACCUUUGGGUAUGAGACACUUGUCCUUAUUCAACAACAGUACAGGGCUGCGAAGAAUCCGGACAGAGUACUUGCCGCACUAAAUGUGAAAUGUUAUCCUAAAGAGAUACACCUCGACGGCUUGCAACAACACACGGACUGCACCAUCCAGAAAUCGUCCAGGCUGAUGUAUUCUUAA